This is a messenger RNA of Toxotes jaculatrix (banded archerfish), 876 nucleotides long. RefSeq names its product H6 family homeobox 4 (gene hmx4). Gene Ontology annotation, biological process: regulation of transcription by RNA polymerase II. The record is from RefSeq and is a predicted model, not a curated record. The transcript has 2 exons. Bases 1 to 876 code for a protein of 291 amino acids. Gene Ontology annotation, cellular component: nucleus. Lineage: Eukaryota; Metazoa; Chordata; Actinopteri; Toxotidae. Gene Ontology annotation, molecular function: DNA-binding transcription factor activity, RNA polymerase II-specific; RNA polymerase II transcription regulatory region sequence-specific DNA binding.
AUGAACAAAGUGGAUGCACCAUGUCGACCCGUCGCCUCUCUGAAAUUCACUAUUGACAACAUCCUCAACCUCAAGACAAGCGGGAGGAACUGUGACAGUUGUCACCCCGCCGGACUGCAGGAUGAUUCGGCCACGGAGACGCGUAAAGACGGUUUCCAGAGUCACCACGAGGAGCACGGAGCCGAGCAGAGGCAGGACCCGGGCAGCAGGCUCCAUGAAAGUGAGUUUCAGGUCAAUGUAGCAUGCAGCACAGUUCGAGACUUAACCACGGAUGGUUCAACGAAGUGUAAAUUUGUUGCAGAGUUGACCACAGACUGCAGCGCAGCAACGGAAUCGGUCAUCAUCAGCCGCGGAGACUCGAGGAAGGCGACGGAGGUGCGCUUCGAGAGCGGGGACAGCAGCUGCGACGACAGUAGCUCCACCACCACGGCCACGGACGCCCACAAAGGAGGCAGCCCGGCUAAGAAGAGCAAAAUGAUAACGAAAAAGAAAACGCGCACUAUUUUUUCCAAGAGACAGAUUUUCCAGUUGGAGUCUACCUUCGACAUGAAACGCUAUCUGAGCAGCGCAGAGCGCGCCUGCCUCGCCAGUUCUCUCCAGCUGACGGAGACCCAGGUGAAAAUAUGGUUUCAGAACCGCAGGAAUAAAUUGAAACGGCAAAUCUCGACCGAAAUCGACGGACCCGUUAGCGAUUUCCCCGAGACUGGAAAGCCCGUGGUGGUGGGGCAGCUCCCGGCCUUGUACAAAGAGAGCAACCUGCUGGGGAGAUGCCUGCUGCCCAUGCCUCUGCCCGUGGUGUACCCGGGGAGUAGCACGCCUUAUCUCUGCUUCUCAAACGCCAGCAAGUACUUCAGCCUGUACGACGGGGACGUAUGA